Messenger RNA from Orussus abietinus, 7697 nucleotides. RefSeq lists its product as uncharacterized. NCBI's taxonomy places the organism in Eukaryota, Metazoa, Arthropoda, Insecta, Hymenoptera, Orussidae. The transcript is spliced from 3 exons. The coding region runs from base 1713 to 3752 and encodes 679 amino acids. The record is from RefSeq and is a predicted model, not a curated record.
CAGUGCGGUGAGCAGGUGUGUACUCCGGCUCUGAAUGCAGAUCCACUCGUCAGUUGGCAAACCUCGGGGAAACAAGUAAACAAUAAACGAGCCAACAAGUAUAAUCGCGAUAAUCCCUACGAGUGUCAGUGGCGACCACUUCGCGUGAAGGUUAGUUGCUUGAAAUAAUCCCAGAAAGGAAAUUAAUUUCGUUCAACGGAUCACGGGAGUGCUUAGUGGGCAGGCGCGACAAGAAAAUUCGGAAAAGUGGAGGAAGACAUAAAGAACGACGAUCGACUCGAUAAAAAAAAAAAAAAAAGAGGGACUUUUGGAAACCUUAUUCAUUCAGUCCAGCUGAAUAAACAUUGAGACGCGCAGCGCCGGGGCGACGACCGACCCGAUCGGACAUUUUGAAUGGGGAUCAAUCGGGAAUGAGGUUAGGUCGGUCGCGAGUGGACUCUUGGCGAGGUUAGGGAGAUAUCGGUGUCGCGGCCGAGGAAAAUCGAGGAAUGUAUUCGGCGCUCGACAGGUGGGCCACUUAACGCGCGAUCCUAACCUACAACCUGGUCACGGAAUAUCGGAGUUUAUCCUCCUUUACUCGAACUUUGAUCAAAAUCAACGCCAAGCCUGUUUAUCUUGCACGAGGCGCAAGUGAUAUACAACUGCAAAUAUUACGUAACGUUUAUUAAAUGUAAUAAUCGUUUCUCGUUAUUCAAACAUGGCAGACGGCUGGAAGGACGCGAGGUGAACGAAACUCGAUCCGAGACUUGCAAUCAAAAAGCCUGACAAUUUGUUUCUCGAAAUUUUACAAGACGAGAUACAGUCUUCACUCCAGAAUAACGACGUUAAUCGCUAAUUUGGAAUUACCGAAUCUCAAAAUCGACCGUGUUAAUUUUUGUGGAUUUAAAAUGCCAACCGGCAAGAAACGCCUCGAUUAAAAUAGUCCAGUUUUACGGAUUUAUGACGUGGAAAAUAACCUACGAAGUGCCAAAUUAAGUGAACGUUCUCUUUAGGAGUUAUUGCAGUUCCUCGACGGCGACGAAUUAAAUGCGAAAAGAAUCGCGGAGUUUAAGAGAGUGCCAAGGCAAAUAUCGCAAAACUUGACUUAACCUAAAUUAACGACGAGUUCUUAUCCCCCCCGCAGUCUGUUACACGUUACGCGAAAAUUUCUAAAGGAAAGUGCUGACCAAGAAGUGAAGAAAGUUUCGAGUACUUGCGCCGGUUCGCGAAAACGGCCAAUCAAGAUUACGAACUACGACUUAUCAAGAAGACUUAACCCGCUAGUUCUACACGUCUUCUACGAGGGAAAUUAUCGAUAACGUAAAACGAGAUCGCUGGCAAAGUUACGAAGAAAGUGGAAAAAAAAAAGUUCCUUCUAAGAGACUACUAGCGCCGCGCACGAAAACGGCAGCCAUCCGAACUAAGAGGAACCUCACUUCGCCGAAAAUUUUAUCCAGCCUUGAGGAAUAUCAUUUUCAAGGAGGAGAAAUUGGAAAGUGCUACCUUUUUGAUAUCCAUGUUUAUUAUCACGGUAGAAGACUGAAUAUAAAAAUAUCGUCGCAUAUUGGACGAGAUUAAUGGACAAAUCGAAGCGAGUCUUCCCAGAGCAUCGAGAUCGAGAUUCGACGAGGAAGUGGAGAUCGAUCUUAAUUCCCCAGAUUGCUAUCCGCGGAUCGGGGGCUAGGGGAAAAAUGGACAUCCUCGUGUAAACAUCCCUAGGAGGGAAUUUCAAGAUGAUGAUGGCACCGCAAGUUGUGGGCGUCCUGCUGAAGAAACCAGGACAGCAGGCCCACCCACGCGUAGGGUCCCUAGAUCCCCAGGAGACGAAAAUUCGCGGCGAGCUUUACGUAGAGGAGCUGAGCGAAAGAAGGAUGGUCUCCAUAAGAAUGGGCUGGCUAUGGGUGGAAGGCACACCCAUGAGAUUACCCCUGAGAGCCUUGAAUCUCCGCCAGGCUGGACCCAGCAUUUGUCAACCUCAUGCCCUGGCCCUCGGAUUUACUCUCAGCAACUCGCAGGGAGACAACCUCGCCACCUUUUGGACGGACACGGAGCCGAUCUACUGGUCGUGGGUGCGAGCCGUGGCUGCGGAAUUGGUCAGGCAAACGCCAUUUCGAGCCCAGCGUUGUCUGAACUUCCUGGAGAUCCUGACAAUCUGCCCCAGAGGACCCGUCCCACUUCCCGAGAGCCCAACGGAGACUCGUCGCAGGUCCAGGAGCGAGUUGCGAUGUUGGCUAGGUGAAUCCCCGAUGGAGAAGACGAUGAGGACGACGACGAUCCUGGACGACUCCAGGAGGCGAGCAAGAAGCGAGCUCCGAGGGUGGUCCAGCAAUUCCAGCGACGAGGACCUCUUGGUAACGGAGUUCCAGGGGAUCCCAGGAAUAGUCCCGAAGGAGCAGAUGCUGUCCAGGACCUGGGGAUGCAGCGAAAGCAGCGAGGGAAGCGACGACAGUCUCCCCUGGGGUGGAGGGCAGUCCAGCGUGGACUCGGUGGACUCGGUGUCAGGAUCAACGGCUUCCUUGCCCGAACCAGAGACCAGGGAACAGAGGAUCGAGCGGUAUAAGGAGGCCAGGAGGAGGGAAAACGAGGCCAGGAGCAGGCGAGUCCUGGAGGAGGACGCCAGGAGGCGAAGAGCCAGGGCGGAAGAGAACAACAAUAACCUGCCCAAGUCCAAGAGGACCUCCUGCCAAAACGACGGCGACAAGGCGACCGCGAUCCUGUUGUCCAGGUCUAGGAUGGAGACCUCCAGGAAGGACCCCAAGUCUAAGGACAACCAGAAGAGGAUAGAACCCAUGGAGUCGACCCUGACCUGUCCUGAGAAGACGACGAUACCGGAUAGGGACGAGUGCUCCGUUAGGUUCCAGGAGAGGAACGAUGACGACAACAACAACAACAGGACUGGUACCGAGUUUCCCGAUCUAGGAAACGUGAGGAUUGACCAGGGCGAGAGGAAAAGCAGGACCAGGGAAAGGAGGAGUGUCCGGGAACGCGUUCACGGGGAGAGAAUGAACGCGGAGAGGAUUCAUGGGGAGCGACUAAACGUGGAAAGGACUCUAGGAGAGCGAUUGAACGUGGAAAGGACUCCUGGGGAACACGCCAAUGAGCGUCUGGAGCUGAAUGGAGAUCGGGUCCAGCUGGAGUCGCCGAAGAUCCUCGAUGAAGCUUGCGUGAACCUCCUUCAGGAGGGUAAAGAAAAGUUCGUUACAAACGUUUCCUCCACAAUCCCGAUUCCACGUCAGCAAAAUGGAGAUUCGCGACUCCAGAAGAUGGCGAUUAGUUCUAGGGAGACCAGUUGUCCGGCAGCAUUGCCCAGGUCGGGGAUGCCCCUCUCCAUUCUCGUGGAACCCUGCGAGGAAGACGUUGCUAGGCUCCUGGAGAGGUGUCAGAGGGUGGACCAUUAUGUACCCGUCAAGGAUAAACUGACAUUGUUCGAGUCCUUGUCUAGAUUAGGGGGGAGAUUGGCCAGGAGCACGGAGGACCUUGGUAGAUCCUCCUCUAAACCCAGUCCUAGAGGAAAACAGCGGGCUAGGUCGCUGCACGAUCUCAACAGAGGACUCAGGGCUGUUCCGGUCAGGGAAAUGUGCAGACUAUUCGAGGGCAGCAAUGACCGGGAAUUGGCGAGUCAGUCGAUGACUAACUCGAGCACUAAAUCCAGGUUUAGUGACCCCAUAACCCCGACCAGGAGUCCCUGGAACGAGACGGUGCCUCUCCAAAAUGGCGACCCGGGAGCUGGCGUAGCCAGGUCCUCCAUCAGGCGGAAACUCUACCCCAAAUAAUCGAAGAGAUCCUCGUAUAGGAUCCCGAUUACCCUAGACUAAUGGCUGGUCCACAUAAAACUGACUUCGGUCUCUACAACGCCGCUACACGGACGCUAAUCAGCGGUUUCAACAACCUCGAUGUUUGCACACCGAACUAACCUUUCUACACUUGGAUAUCUUUAGAAAAAUCUUUCUCUAUUAAAGAAUAUAAUUAAUCUACAAUAUAAUCACCGUUAGGAAUGUGGAUCUUGAUACAUUACCGUAUUUAAAUUAAUUUUGUUUAGUAAUGGAGGAAAAUCUUUGUAAAGUCGAUUUAUCUAAGUGUAGAGAUAUUAAUUCUGAAGUGUAGUAUAUAAAGGUCAGCUAAUGGCCAAAGUCUAUGUCAUGUGGGCCAGCCUUAACAGUCGUCGGGCCUUCGGGAAGACCUCGGACGACGAAAAAGCCUUACUAGUCAAAGCGUGCGAACCACUGACCCCAACUACCCCAGGAAGGAGCUCGAGAGAAAUCGACAGCCCACGCUGUUAGAUUUUUUUUUUCGCUUCCACCUGGACCAUGGACUAACGCCCAUGCCCAUUAUAUCCUCGGUAGAUCGAGUCGAUCGUCGGUAAAUUAGCGCGCGAAAUUAUCGGUGCCGACCUUGGACCGUAGAGGUCGGACUUUUCGUUUUUGUUCCCGUUUCGUUACGGUCCGUUUAUGGCGUCUCUGGCAACGCGCGGAGGCCCCUCUCGGCGCCGCCAUGACAGUUCGUGGACCGCGUCCAAGCGGUGUUUAUUCUUCGAGUUGGCUACUGGUUUCCGGAAGUCGGCAAUCCUAGUAACGGCGAUUACAUCCUUUCCCUCGAUUAUCCGGUGAGAAAAUGGAAGCUGGGAUAGGUCGUCGGCGAGACCGACUCCGAGGGCCUCCACGGUUGCGCCCGCUAGUGCGAAUUCGUGUCGCAAGAUGGCGCGGCGGAAGAGAGGGAGAGAAAGAUACGCGGCGGUGGGGCGAACCGGUAAUUUACAUUCACCGACUGGUAGUUGCGGCAAUGUCGAACACCUGUAGAUACGGUUUACGUGCGGAUCAUUAAGGUUACCGUUGAACUCCGCCACCGAGCCAAUGGCCUUUCUUAUAGCUGGUGAUAUGUGCCGAUCCUAUCCGAGAAAUCCCUAGGCGUGCCGAAAGUCUCAAUCUAGGCACUCUGCAUCCGCUAGGGAAAAUCGAAAGGAAACCGGAAGCUUGCGUUCCUAAAUGAGUACGUUAAUCCCUUAAUCCACGUAACACCGUAUUAAACCCUGGUUCAAGCCUGGAUUAUGCUUUCGUCGUAAUCCUAACCUAACCUAACUUGAUUACCCACUGCGGAGAAUUUAUAGGGAGUAUUUAUGUCGAUAGCUAAAGUUAUAUUAAGGAAGGCGUAAACACUUCCAAUGAAUACAGUGCGGUCAACAAUUAAGCUAGGGUUAAUUCUGGGUUAGGACGGAAGCAUGUACCAGACUUAGCUCAAGCAAAUCUGCAGAGCUCGGUCUGUCCAAACAGCGUCCAUCAAUGCCUCCUGAUUUCUAAACGCAUUCAUGAAUAAACCAGAGCUUGUACAACCAUUUCGAAGUGACUCUGCCGUUCACUUCCCGCCGGUUUGCCAAUGAAAACGUUCAUUUCCGACGUUCAUUUUCCCUAUUUCUCUCUCUUCCGAUCCGCCCAUUGACAACUAAAUCGGUAGUGUACUUGUGACGAACGCAAGCUUCGGCCGGCGCAGGUUUCUAUACUCCGUUCUCCACCUCCCAGAUCGAAAAAGGAAAAAAAAAAGAAAUAAGAACAAAACAGCAGAGAAAAGCAAUUGAAAAUCCGUACAAAAAGAGAAACACCCCCUUCGUUUCGUUGCCUAAUCGUGUUCGCGUUAAAAAAUAUCUCUCUAAAUAUAUACAUAUAUAUAUAUAUAUAUAUUUAUUGCCACGUUGACGUGUCGUUAAUUAUCGUCCUUCUGAAUGUGCGCGUCGUCAGACUGGCUUGCGUCUCUUAUCGCAAAGGAAAAUAGGGAGGAUGGUAAAAAAAGAGGUUAGAAAAUCAUCAGGAAUAUACAUUUUCUCAGAUCCUGACAAGAGGCGAAGUCAGCGCCGCGCCGCACAUCGAAGGAAACAUUCGUGUCACUAUUUAUUUACGCUUGAAAACGUCGCUUUAGGUUCGCGACGCGUCCCGGGACGGUAAAUUAGCGUCUGACGUCGAAAGUCGUCGAUUGUUGGAAACUGGCCGCGAAUUACGGUGGAAAUCGAGUCGAUGACAAGAGGCGAUGUCAGCGCCGCGCCGCACAUCGAAGGAAACAUUCGUGUCACUAUUUAUUGCCGCUUGAAAACGUCACUUUAGGUUCGCGACGCGUCCCGGGACGGUAAAUUAGCGUCCGACGUCGAAAGUCGUCGAUUGUUGGAAACUGGCCGCGAAUUACGGUGGAAAUCGAGUCGAGCUUGCGGACCUCGGGCGAGCGAUCGGGUCUUGCGAAUUGUACAGAAAAAACUUAGUCAUAAGUGUGGCGCCUUAAUCAAAGAGUACCCCUCGUUAUUUUUGUAAUGCCUGUUGGUACGCCGAAUUAUCUGUGCAUGCUGCGAGCGGUAGGAGGUUAACUUAAACGGUGUUUACGCGCAUACUACCAUCGGCGAAACGUAUCAUAAUUGUAUAAUGUUGGAUUUUUAAGCGAAAUCAGUUCCUUCUCGAUUCCUGGAAGGAGGUUCGUGGGAACUAAUAGGCGGCGACAAGGCGAGGUUCCUUGCAAUUUCUUUUCCUGGAUAUGAACGCCUGUGUAUAUAGCGGUGAAAUAGUGCAUUCGUACGUCGGAGUAAUUGCGGAUUUGUUUGUUGGAUUUGUUUAGGGUGUCCAUCGGUGGUAGUGUGUGUGCCGGUACACCGGAGGUUAUGCGGCGUAGGAUAAGACUUCGCGCGUAAAUUAUUUAAGCGGAGCUACGACUCUUCUUUUCCUCGUUUUCGUCCACUUGUUGUGCGACUGUAGGAUGCCGUGUCUGCGAAAUUCUACCUUUAAGGAUAAGGAGCCGAGGGGAAACCGGGCUUCGAUCGUGGAACUCGAUUCAGGGCGCGUGCGCAGUGCUCGGAGUGAUCUUGAUCCCUCUCCCUCUUCUUACAUCCUCUUCGGUCUACUCUUUUCAUAGCACGGAAAAUCUAUAAGGCUCCAAAAUUCACCGGGACUUCCAUACUCGUUUCCACUUUUAACAGUCAUCUAAAAAGAGGGGAAGAAAAAAGUCUAAUCACGGUACGUUAUCGUCGAAGGGACUUUUACUUAGAAAUGAAACCGUUCGCCAUCGUACUCACUCGACGACACUUCUUUCUUCCUUCCCCAGUAACUUCGAAAGUCACGUUCACUCCGGGCACAUAACCUCAAAGACUGGACUCGUAGUUUUCAAGGUUCACCGGGAACUUAACCUAAAAACGUUGACUCGUCGACCAUCUUUCCAGCACACCCGAUCCCCUAGAAAGAAGACCUUUAUUCAACCAGGGAAUACCUAUUCAGGGCGCACGAGAAGCUCUCUUCUUUCCUCCAUGCCGAACGAAACCGAGCCGUUAGAAACGUAGAGUUCCCUGCUGCACGCGUCCUGAAAGAAAACCCACUCGGUUAAGAAGAAGCGAUCCGACAUAACCUGCAAAUCCGUGUUAGGGAGAUAGGCCGAUGGACGGAGUUCGUCAACAUCCGUCGAGAGGCGGAAUUAAACCGUGAAUGUCCGACACUGGCGUCUCUUAAUCCUUGGAUGGUCUUGAAUAAAAAAAAGAAAAAAUGGCGGUCGCAGGACGAUGUCCCGGUGUUCCUCGGUCGGCCGCUUGCCAAAGAAGUCCUCUAGUCCCUUACCAAGACGCGCACGCGACUCCACUCUUCCUUCCCGAGCACUUCCGCUCGUCCCACGCCAAUCGCCUCCAAUUAUCCCAAUCGCCGUAGGCUGUACGAUUUGUAUUUACGUUUGUUGUAUAAUAAAGGGACGAAUAAUGGCCGUUA